Didymosphaeria variabile is the source of this 672-nucleotide messenger RNA. RefSeq lists its product as uncharacterized. The record is from RefSeq and is a predicted model, not a curated record. Bases 1 to 672 code for a protein of 223 amino acids. NCBI's taxonomy places the organism in Eukaryota, Fungi, Ascomycota, Dothideomycetes, Pleosporales, Didymosphaeriaceae. The transcript has a single exon.
AUGGCCCCGUUCACGACCAGUUUUCUCUACACAAUCCUCGACAACCAGCCGAUCUCCCCUGAAAUCGCUCAAGAAGUUCUCUCCACCUGUCACACGGCGCAAGAAGCCAUGGCCAGCAUCUCAACCCUGAUGGUGAACUACCUAGAUGCCCCCUGGUAUCAAUUUAAAUGGGUCACAGCACGGAAACACAUCAUGGAUAUGAAUUAUGACAUGUUCCGCAGCCUGGACAUCUUGAAUACCAAGCUGAACCACUUGUAUGUUGACCGCUCACCGGACAGCUCCUCACUAGCGUCAGCGUCUUCUAACGAGAACAAGGUCCACGACAUGCCCAUGUUGCCGCGCGAAAUGCAGUCGUCUGGUAGCUUCACGCUUCCUCGCUGGGCCGAAGAGGUACAGAAGUCUGCCAGCAAGACGCGCCAGUAUGCGGCGUGGCUGCGGAGCCGGAGCGAGACGGCGAGUGCGCAGCAGAUUGAGAAGCUGUACGCGGAGAUGAUGGAUGUUUAUGAGUUGCAGCGACUGAACUUGCAGGCUGUUGUAGGAAUGAUGCGCGGUAUACUUGCGUCUUGUGAGGCUGGUGAUGGGGGCGUUUGGAAGUCGGAUGUGUCGGAGGAGUUGUUGUGGCGGUGGUUGCCGGAUGUUUCGUGCGAGGUGAAGCCGCUGAAGCGGGUCUGA